GAUGAAUGUGCCAGCGUCCCCUGUCAGAAUGGAGGUUGGUGUAUAGACACGACUACUUCGUUUAGAUGUCAUUGUGAAGGUUCGAGAUAUAUUGGUACAAAUUGUGAAAUAGAUACUGUCAAUGACUGUGUAUCUAAUCAGUGUAAAAACGGAGCUACUUGUAAUGAUGGUGUUAAUUCAUAUACAUGUUCUUGUAAACCAGGAUACACUGGUAAUUUGUGUGAU
Lottia gigantea (owl limpet) is the source of this 225-nucleotide messenger RNA. RefSeq lists its product as hypothetical. Gene Ontology annotation, biological process: Notch signaling pathway. The record is from RefSeq and is a predicted model, not a curated record. Gene Ontology annotation, molecular function: Notch binding; calcium ion binding. The annotation marks the transcript as partial. The transcript has 2 exons. NCBI's taxonomy places the organism in Eukaryota, Metazoa, Mollusca, Gastropoda, Lottiidae.